UCUCUGUAUAACAGUGUAGCUGUCUUUGGUGCCUUGCUCUGUUUGGUGCUUCAGAGUAGAAGGUUAAAAUGCACAUGAUAACGAGAAGCUGCGUCCUACUGCUGUGGUCGCAAUUAAUGACUUCUGUAAAAUGCCAAGACUGUACACGUGAACAGUUUAUUAACAGCCGUCACUUUGAUCAAAAUUUUGACAUAAGUGGUUUGGAUGCCACUUAUGGCGGAGGAAAACAAGUCAGAGUUCCCUGCAAUGUUGGGUAUAGUGGCUUUUUCAAGAUGAUCUGUAGUGAGGGGACCUGGAAGUCUUCUAGCCCUAAAUGUGAACCGAAAUCCUGCGGACAUCCUGGAGAUGCACAAUUUGCAGAUUUCCGACUUGAGGUCGGAGACGAUUAUGUGUUUGGAUCUCAAAUUGUUUACGAGUGCAACCCAGGUUAUCAGAUGGUGAGUCGGUCAAGCCGCAGGCGCUGUUUGGCAGAAGGCUGGGAUGGCAAGAUUCCAGUGUGUGAAGCCACGAAAUGUCCAGUCGUUCAUGCAGACAAUAACGUACAGAUUUUAGGGGGUGCAGAAGAAGCCACCUCUGGCAAUGUUGUUCGGUUUAGCUGCAAGUCAAGUGCUGAAAUCUUGUAUGGGUCACAAGAGAUUUAUUGCAAGGAUGAUGGAGAGUGGAGUGGCCAGCCUCCAAAAUGCAAAGCAAUAAGAUGUUCCGUCCCUCAGAUUGAACAUGGCCGUGUGCUUGGUGCCGCUCAGGAGUACAAAGAACAAGAAAUCUUAGAUUUUAGAUGUGAUCAUUCUUAUAAACGGGCUGAUGAGAGAACUCCAAGAUGCACAAAAUUUGCAGGAAAAGCAGACUGGAGUCCCACACCUGCAUGUAAAGUAAUUAAAUGUGAACUGAAUCUGGCAUCAAUCCCUGGGACAACCCACGACCCUCCAUACAAAAACAUGUUUUUACCUGGAGAAACAGUGAGAGUCACAUGUGGGGAGAAUCACUGGAUUCUGGACACGCAAACAACGGUGGCUGAUGUUACAUGUGGAAUCAAUGGAGACUGGAAUACGGAUCCGAUAUGCCAAGAGGUUACAUGCCCACGAUACAUACAAGAAGCACAUUUGUAUCGUUCUGUUAACGCUUGGGGCAAAAACAAAUUAGGUGACAGAGUAUGGUAUGACUGUAACUACAACUACGAUCCUGCAAGUUCAGACAGAACAGCGACGUGUACCAGAGACGGAUGGACACCGAAACCACUUUGUCGUGGGAGACAGUGUGAAAACCCCAACAUUGAAAACGCCAUAAUUACCAGCAGUAGUAGAGAAACUUACUCCAACAAUCACCGACUCACAUACCAAUGUUUGAGAGGGAAUCAGGAAUCUGUUACCAUCACCUGUAAUCGAGGAGUCUGGGAAGGGAUAAAGCAAUGUCCAGAUGUGGCACUUUGCCAGAAACCUGAAAUUAGAAAUGGAUUUGCAGUUGAACCCAGUACAGGCACAAUUUACUACGCCUGUAAUGAACAUUUCAAACUUCCUACCAAAAGCUGGUGGGGUCAUGCCAAAUGUGAAGGCGGUGUGUUUGGCGAACUUCAUCCAUGUAUAGCAAAGACAUUGUGUGGAGAGGCUCCUGUAAUUUCCAAUGGAAAAGUGACAGUGACAGUUUCAAGGACACGUGCUACAAUUGAAUGCAAUAAAGGAUACACUGGAGAGAUUGCUGAACUAACUUGUGUAAAUGGAAGAUGGAAUUAUCAUGAGUUUACUCCAAGAACGAUCUGCCGUGCAACUGCUGAACACUGUGGCCCACCACCCAAAGUUGAGAAUGCAAUUGUCACCAUUUUAUACCAGAAGGAAUACUUGGAUGGCUCCUCUGUGACUUAUCAGUGCCGUGACAAGUAUAUGAUGGAGGAACAAGCCACCAUUACAUGCAGAGCUGGAAAAUGGGAAACAAGAAACAUCACAUGUGUCCCUUUUUGUGAGCAGUUCAGUGACCCCCGACUGACAGUGAGAGCAGACAUGAUUAAUGAAAGAUACUUGGCAGGAGAAGUGGUCCAAUAUGCCUGCACUGCGCCUGGUGCCAAUGCAGAAGGCAACGCAACAUGUGAGAAUGGCAAGUGGAAAACAUCUGAAAAAUGUCCAGGCAUUCCUUGUGAAGUUUACCCAUUGAGUGACGGACUGAGACGUUUUGGAAGCCCAUCCCGAAAUAAUCUAGUGAAUCCUGGAGAUAAAUUAAGUUUUUUUUGUGAAGAUGAGUAUGAUAUGGAGGGUUCUGAUGAAGUUCAGUGCUUAGACACGGGGAAGUGGGAUGCCCCGUUUCCAACCUGCUCUGAAAAAUGCAGAAUACCAGACAUACCCAGUACUGUUCGCAUCACUUCAUCUGUACAAGGCAAUGCUAUAAGUAAAGGAGAUACAUUGUCAUUUGACUGUCGUCAACAAGACCACGUCAUGCAAGGGAGUUCAACAAGUAGCUGUUUGGGAAACGGAAAGUGGAGCUCUCCACCGCCUGAGUGCACAACUGCUGCACAUUGUUCAGCACCACCAACUCUUGAAAAUGGAGAUACCAAAUUAUUCAUCAGAUCAGAUGCAGUUCAUCAAAUUGGUGACAGAGUUGAAUAUAUCUGUCAGAAUAAGUACAUUAUGGAUGGUGACCCAUUUAAAACCUGCGACAAAGGUGUAUGGAAAGGAAACAUGAGAUGCCUGAAACCCUGCACUGUGAACGAGGAAUUAUUGAGUACACAUGGUAUUUACUUUAAAGUUGGUGUUGAAACUAAGAUGUAUGCACCACAUCUGGAUCAUCUCACAUUUCUUUGUAUGAGGGGUAAAAGACGUGUUGGCUCUGUGCCGAUGCGUGUUCAGUGUCAUGAUGGUCAGAUGACCCUGCCUACCUGCGAUUCCUCAGAAAACAUCAAGUCAACACAGGCAAUGAAGCCUCUGUGGUUUAUGUUCCUGGUUCUCCAGGCGUUUGUAAGUGUGGAAUUUUCCUGGUCACAGAACGUGAACACUUGUGAAAUUGGUGUACUGGAUCCUAAUCUGUAUAUAUCUGGACUAACACCGACUUGUGGAACGAUGAAACCUGGACACAAGCUGCGUUUUCUCUGUGGUCCUGAUUAUCAGCUGGACGGCUCAAAGGAAAUUGAAUGCUUACCAACCGGCCAAUGGAAUGCUUCCUUCCCAUCAUGCUCUGAGAAAUGCAGAAUACCAGACAUACCCAGUACUGUUCGCAUCACUUCAUCUGUACAAGGCAAUGCUAUAAGUAAAGGAGAUACAUUGUCAUUUGACUGUCGUCAACAAGACCACGUCAUGCAAGGGAGUUCAACAAGUAGCUGUUUGGGAAACGGAAAGUGGAGCACUCCACCGCCUGAGUGCACAAUAAUUCCCUACAUGGAGCAAAAAAAGAAACGAGGCCAAAAGAAAUUUCCAAACAAAGUUCUGGGUCAGGACCAAGUCUAUCUAUCCGCAGCUGCUGCACAUUGUUCAGCACCACCAACUCUUGAAAAUGGAGAUACCAAAUUAUUCAUCAGAUCAGAUGCAAUUCAUCAAAUUGGUGACAGAGUUGAAUAUAUCUGUCAGAAUAAGUACAUUAUGGAUGGUGACCCAUUCAAAACCUGCGACAAAGGUGUAUGGAAAGGAAACAUGAGAUGCCUGAAACCCUGCACUGUGAACGAGGAAUUAUUGAGUACACAUGGUAUUUACUUUAAAGUUGGUGUUGAAACUAAGAUGUAUGCGCCACAUAUGGAUCAUCUCACAUUUCUUUGUGUGAGGGGUAAAAGACGUGUUGGCUCUGUGCCGAUGCGUGUUCUGUGUAAUGAUGGUCAGAUGACCCUGCCUACCUGCGAGUAAAAGUUUUCAGUGAGCAAGAUGUAGACAUGUAAUCACAAAAAUAUGUAAACUACUAUGGAACGUCAGAAUGCUGAAAAAUAAACAAAUAAAUACUACAUUGUAAAACAAGAAACUGCAUUAAUAAAUAAUGGAUAAAAAUAUGACAAUGAAAUUGUAAAAUAACUGAAAGAAUAUUAAAUUCUAUGCUCAUUAUUGUGAAAUAUUAUUCAUUCUUCUUUUAAUAUGUGCUUAUUCAAAUAAAACAUUUCACUGUGAUUUUUACCCCAAUAGAA
This is a messenger RNA of Xiphophorus maculatus (southern platyfish), 4087 nucleotides long. RefSeq names its product complement factor H (gene cfh). Bases 69 to 3815 code for a protein of 1248 amino acids. NCBI's taxonomy places the organism in Eukaryota, Metazoa, Chordata, Actinopteri, Cyprinodontiformes, Poeciliidae. The transcript has 23 exons. The record is from RefSeq and is a predicted model, not a curated record.